AUGUGUACAGGAAAGUGCUCUAAGGUCAUUGCGAUCUCGCUCUACAUCCUGGCGGGGGUCUCAAUCAUCUGUAACAUCAUUGCAUUCUUCCCUGACUGGUCUACGAAGUACGCCAAGUUGGACAGAGAAGAAAAUGGAGCCCGGAUCACCGACGAGGUUAAAUACAUGGGAGGUGUCAUCGGCGGAGGAAUCAUGGUGAAUUGAAAGUUUAGUUAGACUAUUAUGUGACUUCAUUGGUUUAGAAGACUAGACUUAUGUUCAGUUCCAUUUAAAUCCAGUCAAUUUGGAAAUGUUCAAUUGAAAUUGGUCAAAUUUUGAAUAGAAAUGUCAGUUUGUUGACUGAACUGAAAUGGAAUUGACCCCAACCCCCGUUUAGACAUGCUGAUUCUAUGGAGUAUUGGUCACACCAUGAUCACAGUUUUGUGUGGUCAUUUCCAAGAUAAAUCUGUACAUUUUAAAUAUGCUGUCUCUAAAUAUGCUACUCAACACCAAAACAGUUGUGAUUAAAGUAUUCUCAAAUGUUUUAUUUUCCUAUGCUCUCGCUCUCUCUCUCUCUCGCUCUCUCUCUCUCUCUCUCUCACUCUUCAGUGCCUUAUUCCAGCAAUCCAUAUCCACCUGACUAGCAGCAAUGGUUGCUGUGCCAACCGCUGUGGGGUAAGUCUAACUACACUCUCCUAACCACAGAUCUAGGAUCAGUUUACUCUGCCCCCCCCAAUCCCAACAUUAACCAUUAAUAUCUGAUCCUGUAUCAGUUGUUAAAGACAACUUCUACCUACUUUAAACCCAUAACACCUUACACAAUAUGAGGGUGAGCGGCUUGGACCUAUGGGUGGGGCAAUGACUGUUACAGCCAUAACAGUUAAAGAAAAAAGACCCUUACUUUACCACACCCUGCUGGUGAAACAGGUGUAAUACCAGGAAAUAACUCACUGGGUGUCUAUGGCCAAUGAUUGCCCACAAAGUAACACUCACAUUAUGGUUAGUGUAAUUUCACAAUAAAGCAAUUUGUGACAAGGAACAUACCUCUUUUGGCAAAAGCAUUACAUUACAAGAUAAAUCAAAUGUAACUACUGGCUGAGAAACUCACUGUAUUUAUUCAACCUUUAGUUAAUCCAAGUUUGUAGAAGCCUAAAAAAAUCUUAUUUUCCAAGUGGUAAAUACACAACAAAGAUUAAAUGUACAACAUACUCAACCUUCUCUUCCCCUGACCCCUGACCUCUGGAUUAUCCUUACUACACUUUAGAUGUUCCUGUCCAUUGGGUUUGCUGCUGCUGGGGUUGUUGGAGCGCUGUACAGUCUGGCUACGUCUGCCCUGGGCCUGUCCAAUGGACCUGUCUGCCUCUUUAUGGAAACACCAACCUCUGUUCCAGGGUGGGGGAGACCUUUCCUGAACAAGUAAGUAUUUUAUUCACUUAUUUUUAUAUGGUUUAUUUUAUUACUUGUUUAUAAUUGUAUUUUUAUGGUUUAUUUGACCAGGUAGUCCCAUUGAGGUCAAAGACGGUUUUUUCAAAGAUAAUAUAUGUAUAUUUAUUUUUGCUAUGUCUUUGGGGACUAGGCCUGGCUACUGUAAAGAACUUUCUGACUAAAUAUAAUUGAUUGAUUGUUCCUCAUUGCAGCAACGGGAGUUACCUGGGUGACAGUGACCUGUGGGCGAAGUGUAAAGAGCCCAAAGGUGUUGUGGAGUUUAACCUUGGGUUGUUCGCCACACUGCUGGUGGUGGCUUGUCUGGAGCUGGUGCUGUGUGGAAUACAGAUGGUCAACGGACUGUUCGGAUGCAUCUGUGGUACCUGCGUUGGCAAGGAG
Coregonus sp. 'balchen' is the source of this 1803-nucleotide messenger RNA. NCBI's taxonomy places the organism in Eukaryota, Metazoa, Chordata, Actinopteri, Salmoniformes, Salmonidae. The record is from the annotation of a GenBank genome assembly.